Molecule: messenger RNA, 1349 nt
Organism: Prorocentrum cordatum
Lineage: Eukaryota; Dinophyceae; Prorocentrales; Prorocentraceae
Source: the annotation of a GenBank genome assembly
AGAGAGCCCAGGGAUGGCUCAAGGCAGCUGCCCCCCUCCCUCCUGAGCGCCCGCGGUCGCCGGCUCGAGCGCCCGGCAGGCCCCUGUCGGCCACAGGAUGGUCGCUGCGGGUCAAUGCCACACCGUCCUGCUGAGGAGCGAGGGGACGGCCGCGGCCUGCGGCCGGAAUGACGACGGGCAGUGCGAUGUCCCCGGGCUUGGCGAGGGUCUGGCCUACACGCAGGUCGCUGCGGGUGCCGCGCACACCGUCCUUCUGAGGAGCGAUGGGACGGCCGCGGCCUGCGGCAGGAAUGACGACGGGCAGUGCGACGUCCCCGCGCUCGGCGAGUGCCUGGCAUACACGCAAGUCGCUGCGGGUUAUGCGCACACCGUGCUGUUGACGAACGAUGGGACGGCCGCGGCCUGCGGCUGGAAUGACCACGGGCAGUGCGACGCCCCCGCGCCCGUCGAGGGCCUGACCUACACGCAGGUCGCUGCGGGUGCCGCGCACACCGUCCUGCUGAGGAGCGACGGGACGGCCGCGGCCUGCGGCUGCAAUGGCGAAGGCCAGUGCGAUGUCCCCGUGCCCGGCGAGGGCCUGACCUACACGCAGGUCGCUGCGGGUGCCGCGCACACCGUCGUGCUGAGGAGCGACGGGACGGCCGCGGCCUGCGGCUGCAAUGACGACGGGCAGUGCGACGUCCCCGCGCUCGGCGAGGGCCUGACCUACACGCAGGUCGCUGCGGGUGCCGCGCACACCGUCCUGCUGAGGAGCGACGGGACGGCCGCGGCCUGCGGCUUGAAUAACCGCGGGCUUUCGGACGUCCCUGCGCCCGGCGAGGGCCUGACCUACACGCAUGUCGCUGCGGGUGACUGGCACACCGUCGUGCUGAGGAGCGACGGAACGGCCGCGGCCUGCGGCUACAAUGGCGACGGGCAGUGCGACGUCCCUGCGCUCGGCGAGGGCCUGAGCUUCACGCAGCCGCGAGCGCUGCCAGCGCUGCUCCUGCAGGCGUCUUUCGGGGGAGCCUCGGCGCAGUUCCUGACCCUGGGCGGGCAAGAGUUCGACCGAGUCCAGGCGGCUCCCGCCGAUCGCCUGUCAGACUUGCGCGCCCGACUGAUGGCCGGCCGUGUCUCGCACACGCUGGGGUUCUUUGCCAUCGACGCCGUCCUGCCGGGGGGCAGGCUGCUGAGCAGGGCCUCCAUAGGAGAGACCUGCGCUGCAGCGUUCGCGCGCGCCGACGACGGCGUGCCCCGGCGCGAGGGGCAGGAGAAGUCCACGGAGUGAGCGCUUCUCUAGCUCUCCUCCCCGCUCCCUCCCCCUCUUUCCCCUGUUCGUUGAGACCGAGUCCACGAAUCAGGGAAGACUG